Messenger RNA from Morchella importuna, 1044 nucleotides. RefSeq lists its product as uncharacterized. Gene Ontology annotation, biological process: fructose metabolic process; fructose 6-phosphate metabolic process; fructose 1,6-bisphosphate metabolic process. NCBI's taxonomy places the organism in Eukaryota, Fungi, Ascomycota, Pezizomycetes, Pezizales, Morchellaceae. The record is from RefSeq and is a predicted model, not a curated record. The coding region runs from base 1 to 1044 and encodes 347 amino acids. The transcript has 6 exons. Gene Ontology annotation, molecular function: fructose 1,6-bisphosphate 1-phosphatase activity. Gene Ontology annotation, cellular component: cytoplasm; cytosol.
AUGGCGUCGAACGGCAAAUCAAAUGCGGAUGCAGAAAUCAAAACCGACAUCAUCACCCUGACCCGUUACCUUACUGAGGCCCAGCAUGAUCUUGGUUCAUAUGCUACUGGUGACUUUACACUGCUAUGCCACGCUCUACAAUUCUCAUUCAAGAGUAUUGCCUAUUAUAUCCGCCGUGCGACUUUGAUUAAUCUCAUUGGACUUGCUGGCUCUGCCAACUCUACUGGAGACGACCAAAAGAAGCUUGACGUCAUCGGUAACGACAUCUUCAUCAAUGCCAUGCGUGGUUGCGGUAAAGUAAAGGUUCUUGUAUCGGAGGAAGAAGAUGAGGCCAUAAUCUUCCCCGGUAACGGCAAGUACGCUGUUGUCUGUGACCCUAUCGACGGCUCUUCCAACUUGGACGCUGGCGUGUCAGUUGGAACAAUUUUCGGAAUCUUUAAGCUUGACGACGGUGCGACUGGGAAAGCGGAAGAUGUUCUUCUUCCCGGAACUGAAUUGGUGGCUUCUGGAUUCACCAUGUACGGUGCUUCAGCCAACUUGGUGCUUACCAUGAAGGGAGGAAAUGUCAAUGGUUUCACACUCGACAACGCUCUUGGAGAGUUCAUUCUCACCCAUCCCGACAUGAAAAUGCCAAAAUCACGCUCAAUCUACUCUGUCAAUGAAGGAAACUCUCUAUACUGGACUGAAGGUUGCAAGGCAUACUUCGAGAGCAUCAAGUACCCUGCUGAGGCAGGCGCAAAGCCUUACUCCGCGCGUUAUAUCGGAUCUAUGGUCGCGGAUGCAUACCGAACAUUGUGCUAUGGCGGAAUCUUUGCCUACCCUGCGGAUAAGAAGAGCCCUAAGGGGAAGCUCAGAAUUCUUUAUGAGUGUGCGCCUAUGGCAAUGGUCAUGGAGAAUGCCGGUGGAUUGGCAAUCACCAGUGAUCGCCAGAGGAUGCUUGACCUUGUACCUGAGCACAUUCAUGAUAGGUCGGGAAUCUUCAUGGGCUCAUACAACGAGGUUAUGAAAGCAAAAGAGAUCCUUGAUAAGCUCGAUUCUAAGUAA